AUGUCGUCGACGGGUGGGAAGAAGCUGAGGCUGAGGAAGAACAAUUACAGGAGAAGAUCAUCAUCAUCAUCAUCAGGAAAUAUGGUUUGGAUGGAUGACGUCGACGACGAUGACGAAGGAGAGGAGGAUGAUGAUCAGAACGGCGGCGGCGGCGGCGGUGGAAAUGAAAGGCAGAGAGAGCACCCGUUUAUAGUGACGGAGCCGGGGGAGGUGGCGCGUGGGAAGAAGAACGGACUAGAUUACCUCUUCUAUCUAUAUGAGCAGUGUCGUGAGUUCUUGAUACAGGUUCAGAAAAUUGCUAAGGAGAGAGGCGAAAAAUGCCCCACCAAGGUGACAAACCAAGUGUUCAGAUACGCAAAGGCGGCGGGGGCGAACUACAUCAACAAGCCCAAAAUGCGGCACUACGUCCACUGCUACGCCCUCCACUGCCUCGAUGAGGCAGCGUCCAUCGCUCUUCGCCGGAGUUUCAAGGAGCGGAGGGAGAACGUCGGAGCUUGGCGGCAGGCUUGCUACAACCCCGUGGUUGUUGUAGCCGCAGCCUACGGAUGGGAUAUUGAUGCUGUCUUCAAUUCACACCCACGCCUCUCCAUCUGGUACGUUCCGACCAAGCUCCGCCAGCUCUGCCACGUCGAGCGGAGCAAUGCCGCUGCUGCCGCCGCCUCCAGCUCUGUCACCGGUGGUGGGCCUGAUCACUUGAGCUUCUAG
Messenger RNA from Erythranthe guttata (spotted monkey flower), 705 nucleotides. The record is from RefSeq and is a predicted model, not a curated record. Lineage: Eukaryota; Viridiplantae; Streptophyta; Magnoliopsida; Lamiales; Phrymaceae.